This is a messenger RNA of Eimeria mitis, 1194 nucleotides long. RefSeq lists its product as uncharacterized. Bases 1 to 1194 code for a protein of 397 amino acids. The record is from RefSeq and is a predicted model, not a curated record. The transcript is spliced from 3 exons. NCBI's taxonomy places the organism in Eukaryota, Apicomplexa, Conoidasida, Eucoccidiorida, Eimeriidae.
AUGUACUCGAUAUCCCGCACAGUCUCUAUCCUGCCGCAUGCUUUCCGCAUGGUGACCCUGGAGAAGCGUAGGAUGCACUGCUUCGAUGUUGACAUCACCUCGGGAAGACAAGCCCACAAGGUCCGCAUGCUAUACAUUUGGAUGGUCAGGGCGUCCCUUUUGGUUAUGUUCUGUUUCGUAUGGCAGUACUGUGUUCUGACGUACAAGGCCAUAGACUUCUCUCAGCGGCGGGGGCCCCUCCAGCUGUACCUACAGUGCGUGCUGUGGGAGAGCGACUGCUUCGGGCUCAAGAAUCACCACCAUUUUUUUGAUUUCUACUCCAACCCCACAAACGUCUGCAUGAAGUACAAGGAGAUAGCGGGGAAUCGCAUGGAGGAUGUCAUGGAUGAUAUUCUCGAGAAUCACCGCUACCUCUUAUGUGUUCGUUUUGUGCCUCCUGACGCAAUGGUGUAUACAGCUGGGGUAGCUAUUGCUUUUGCCUUGGGAUAUUUGAUCCUCACGGGGUUUGAAGUGCUGGUAUGGCUGCUCUAUAGAUCCACAGAACGCUGGCUGCCAAUUCUUAUUUUUACCAUAGGCAUAGGCUUUUUCGUGCUCUGGAUCGGCAGUCUUUUCGUUCCCCAACUCUUCACCUUCUUCGGGUGCUGGAUCAGUUUCGUCAUGGUACUCACAUUGCCGUGGAUGCUCUGGCUAUCCCUAGCUGCUGCAUACAACCUUAGAAAGCUGCAACACCAGAAGUGGGCCCUCUGGCAGGAGCAAGCCAACCGACCCCUUGCUCAACUGGUCGAUCGAGGGCGACGAGGCAGUGACGCCUUUUUGGAGAAGCGGGUCCUAGUACCCAGAGGUGGGCACGGCUCGGGAGAUGGUUUGGGGGUGCUGGACAUGGACGUGGAUAUGGAUGACGUAGCUGCGCUUAAGGCAUCUGAGAUAUGUGAAGAGGGCCAUUCAGAAAAGAGCAAAAAGAAGAAUGAAAGUCACUUUGAGCUCACGAACCUCAAGGAGACGCUGCAGGGGACGCUGGGGUUGCGACAGAAAAAGGACAACAGCUCCCAGCAGCUGGGUGGUAGCCGCGCCGCACAUCCCCCCUCACAACCCCACGCGAGUUCCUCAAUAACUGUAGAGAAUUCAACGAAUUCUCAGGACAAAACGAGCAACAACAGGGCAGAACCACCGAGCGACGUUGCCAAACUGGACUGA